CGGAGAGCGUUGCCUACGACCUCCAUUUGCAUAUACCGUCAACUUGCCGUCUCCUAAAGCUGCUGCAUUCUCACCGUCGACAGUCUAGUUUCCCUCGACCGCACUUCGAGUUCAACGUCCUGUCAAUAGGCAUUUGGUCAUCCGUCUACUCCCACCGCCCAGAAUGGCGGACAGAUACUCCUUCUCGCUCACGACCUUCUCGCCCAGUGGCAAGCUUGUCCAAAUAGAAUACGCCCUCAACGCAGUCAAUCAAGGCGUCACGUCGUUAGGGAUAAAAGCAACGAAUGGCAUCGUCCUUGCAACCGAAAAGAAAUCAUCAUCUCCUCUCAUCGACGCUCCUUCACUUUCUAAAAUCUCCCUGAUAACACCCAACAUCGGCAUGGUCUACAGCGGUAUGGGUCCAGAUUACCGAGUGCUGGUAGAUAAAGCUCGCAAGGUCUCGCAUACAAACUACAAGCGUAUCUACAACGAAUACCCUCCCACGCGGAUAUUGGUUCAGGAUGUUGCGCGAGUGAUGCAGGAAGCUACUCAAUCAGGCGGUGUACGACCAUAUGGUGUAAGCUUGUUGGUUGCCGGAUGGGAUGACGGUAUCGAGCCAGAAACGAAGGAGGCCAAGGAGGGUGAGACUGAGGCUGAAGCAAAGUUGGCCAGCAGGAAGACCGGCGGCAUUCUAAAAGGUGGACCAAGUCUGUAUCAAGUCGAUCCUAGCGGAAGUUACUUUCCCUGGAAGGCGACGGCCAUUGGCAAGAGCGCGACGAGUGCAAAGACGUUCUUGGAGAAGAGAUACAACGACUCUUUAGAGUUGGAGGACGCCAUCCACAUCGCCUUGCUUACAUUGAAGGAAACGAUUGAAGGAGAAAUGAACGGCGACACUGUCGAAAUUGGGAUUGUUGGAGAGCCGGCAGACCAUCUCCUGGGAUACGAAGGUGUUGACCAUGCUACCGGCCCUCGCUUCCGCAAACUGAGCAAGUCGGAGAUCGAGGAUUACCUGACCAAUCUGUAAGAGGUUAAUAGGGUCAGAAAUGAGAGAAUCACACCCCGCCAGGCCUUCUGGUACUUGGGAGCUGUCAAGGAUUCGAAAUGGCGACACCGUCUCUGCGUUUUUGUCUGCAUUGCUAUGGCGCAGGAGGGGAAAUGGUCAUUGGGGAAACCGCACGGCUAUGGAAACCUUGCUUGCAAACAAAAUAGUCGAAUGAGAACCUCCCGUCGAGAGUGCUGUCUCAGAGAGACCUUAUUGUUGUUGUUUCUGUCCCGCAGCAUGUGGUGAACAAGCAUCAGCAGACCCAAGCAUCUUAAGCAUGCCCAUGGGUACUGAUUGGCCUGUCUCUACGCGAGGAAGUAGGAUAUGUUAUUAUGCAUGAUUGAGUUUCCUGGGGUUUCGGUAGCGUGAUGAAGCAGUCACGGCUACCAUGAUAUAAGUCUCAAAAUGCGGACAGUACAAAUGUUAGUGCAUACAGCAAAUUCAGCUACCAUCAAAAGCAACG
Messenger RNA from Exophiala viscosa, 1484 nucleotides. Its product is annotated as proteasome subunit alpha type-2. NCBI's taxonomy places the organism in Eukaryota, Fungi, Ascomycota, Eurotiomycetes, Chaetothyriales, Herpotrichiellaceae. Gene Ontology annotation, cellular component: proteasome core complex; proteasome core complex, alpha-subunit complex. The record is from RefSeq and is a predicted model, not a curated record. The transcript is spliced from 5 exons. Gene Ontology annotation, biological process: ubiquitin-dependent protein catabolic process; proteasomal protein catabolic process. Bases 164 to 1003 code for a protein of 279 amino acids.